UACUACUUUUACAUUUUUUGGGACUAUCUUUGCUCUUUCUGUCGGCAUGAUGAGUCGGGUUUACUUGUUCUUCGUUCUUCUAUACAUGUAUGGAUGCGAGGCGUGGCAAUUACGCCAAAUAGCCACGGUGGACAUACCAUACGCGGCCAUGUCAGCCGUCUUGGUUGACCCAAGCACCGGAUUGUAUGACGUAGUGGUGUCGUCUUUCAGCAGUACCCCUUUUUCAACCGAUUACGUCUACGUCAUCCGUGACGUAGCCGGGCAAAUUCAAGCCGGUAACGGUCUGAUGACCGAGGUACUGACAGAUGAGCUAAAGUGGCCCAAUGAGGUUGGCAAAGUUCCCGAGAAAGUACUUGGUCGAGAUGACAUUUGGUGGGGAACUUCCGGGUUUUUGGUGCCAACUAAGACACACGGUGUAAUCGCUUUGAUAGAUGCAGGAAUUAUGGUCCCAGCCACCACCUAUGAUAUUUCCAGCCGCUUGCUAGACCCAACAGACUGGUUCUAUCACCGUGUGGAAUGGGCGGAUAUGAACAAAGAUGGCCGCAUCGAUGCUGUCACUUCCAGAGCCUACCUCGAUUCAAAUGGCCAAGCAGUAGCAGAAAUGGUCUGGUUCGAGCAGCCGAGGUUCGGUAAUCCCCUGUACGGAACAUGGUCGGAGCAUGUCAUGUACCCCGGACCGGACGCACUGACGCGCUUCGGCCGGUUGACCGUGUCCGACGGCCGGGAGUUGGAGGUUAUCAUCAGCGCUCAGUACUUCACGGAGAAGCUCGUCGUCUCCUGGGUCGAGGGACCGACAUCAAGUUGGGAUGACCCGUCUUCCAUUCAGCAUAGAGUUAUUUCAGAUGUAGUUAACGAACGCUACUUUGAUAUUCAGCUAGUGGAUCUAAAUAUAGAUGGCAACGUGGACUUACUAGUUUCUGUCAAUAGUAAUCAAAACGGGAAGCUUUUAGCCUAUGAGAUUCCGCGAGAUUUCCGCACGGGAGCGUGGAGGCGCCAUCUGAUCGUGGAGGGAUUCAUCCCCAAUGUUGACGUCAUCACCGAGGGUCAUGGGUCACCGGGGUCCGCCUUCGCAUUCUACCCGGGACCGCCGGGUCAAAGAAUCAAGCCGCUGAUUCUUCUGACGGGCGAUGACGACAGCAACGUGUAUAUCUUGGAGAGUACGAUCGACAACGAUCCGUCCGUGUGGAGCUACACCAUGACAUCGGUCUUCUACGCCGAGGGGACGGUAGGCAGCCCGGCCAUUCAGGACAUCGACGGGGACGGUUUCCCGGAACUCUUCAUCCCUGCUUGGACUCAAGGCACGCUAAGUGUCUAUACAUUUAAAGACAUAUAGGAUCAUUAGCUUUUCAAGGAAUUUGUUCGCUUCCAAUAAUAACACCACUCAAAAUCCAAAAACGAAUGCUCAAAGCCUAACCUGAUGAAGUUUCAGCUCAGUGGAUAUUACACCUUUCGAGAAAAUAGUGCAAAACCGAGCACGAUCUUUUUGUUUUGAUCACGAAACACGUUGUCGUCAAUGGUACUCUUUAUAAUAUUAUUAUUGAAUAUAUUAUUGUUUCCAAAUAACAGUUAAUUGACUGAUUGUUGGAAAUCGCCUACAUAUCUUGAUUUCUUCUAAAUGACAGCAAGCCAGACUGAAUAAUUACUCGAGGUGUUAAUAUAUUACCAAUACGAUCAAGUAAGCUUUUUGGAUAAUAUUUGUUUAUUUGGUAGGUUACUUUUGGGAUAAAUGCAAACGAUCCCAUGUCUUGGAGCCUGGCUACAGGGAUCUCUCAACCCCACACACAAACAAAGGAAGAGAAGAAGGAAACCAGACAUGGGCAAUUUGCUAAAAUUUAUUAUCACCUCUGUGGGCUGAUCACAACUUUUGGAGACUUCCCCUGUUGUUUUUUUAUUCGCUCUCUGACAAUUUCCUUGUUAUUCCGAAGUGUAUUGACGGGUUAAAUAAAUAAACACCUCGAUAAACACCUCGAAACUACGUCAGGAAGAAUAUGGCAUUGUGAAUUUACAUGCUGUAUCUUACAGAAUAUUACAUUUCAGAUCACUUUGUACAUGGUCAGACCUGUGUGUUAAAUGUUAUUGUACACUUCACAUUAAAGAAGCUGAUUGCGUCAGAUGACGUCAUCUGACGUCAUCAUAUAUCAAAUUACAAGCGAUUUUAGAUCAAAAGUGACCACGCUGUUUCAGUCAUGACUCAUCUAACAAAAACUAGAACCGUGUUCACAUUUUGUGGUCCGACUGAUCAUGCCUCUAUGACAAGUGUUGUCAUGUUCGUGAAGUUACUUGACCUUUACUUCCGGGGUUGCGGAAGGUCAAACUUAGAUGAGAUUAAAUACGUGUACACCGACAAGAGCGUCAACGUUAAAACAAACGGAAUUUCUUCCAAACGGUUCAAGAGAUGAUGAUGGAACCAUGUACAGACAUGAACCCUUGUCCAAAGAAAAAGGAAACUUUGGUGACGUCAUCAUGACGUCAUCAAAUUACGAGCCAUUAAGGGGUCAAACUAGACAUAAUACCCCUGGCCACACACAAGCCACAGAGACAAACAAAACAAAACAUUGGCAAUAGGCUUAAUUAUCCCCUCUACAUCCCUUUAUUUCGACACUUCCCCUCAACUUUUGUUAUGCACUCUCUGGUAAUUUCCUUCAAACUCUCAUAAAGUAAUGAGUUACCCAGAAGUGUUGAUUUGUUAAAGGGGCAUGACGGCCUGAAAUCCCGGAAAAUGUUUGGAUUAUUCACUUAUCUUGUUUGAAAAGUCUGGUUGAAAGGAAACUAUAAUGUCUUACCGUUCCCAAGGAAAGACGGGAAAACCAGGUUGUUUACAUCGGACGCGGCGGACAUUUAUUUUUCAUAAGCAUACGUAUUUCCAGCCGUGUUCAUUCAAUGUACGGUACACGUUAUGCGCUGGUGUGUGUGUCACAUAAUACACAAAGCGCCAAUACACAAAUGUGGUUUAUUGCACGUCCGCAGAAUGCGAUGAACUGAAUGCGGCAGGAUUCACAACUAGCACUCAGCAGCUCGAUUUUUGAGAGUCAAAAUGUUGACUCCCGAAAUGCGUUCUCGCAUGGUCGCAAGAAUAACACAAAACGCCCAUUUUUUUUUUAAGAAUGCUUGUGUGGACGUUUAUAUCUUCCUUUUAAAUGCCCUUUCCAAUAGU
Molecule: messenger RNA, 3154 nt
Organism: Patiria miniata (bat star)
Lineage: Eukaryota; Metazoa; Echinodermata; Asteroidea; Valvatida; Asterinidae
Exons: 9
Coding region: 47-1333 (428 amino acids)
Source: RefSeq, a predicted model, not a curated record